AAAAAGAGAAGAAAAUGUUACUAUGUGGAUUAUGACUUAGCUUUAGAAAGAGUUUUUAGACAUAAAAAAUUGCCACAAAAAGUCAUCGUCGUCAGAUUCAGAAUUUAGGUUCCCCUUUCCUUUCUUUUUCCAUCAGCUCAAUUUCAGUAGUAGCUCUAUUGCCCCCAUUUUUUCUUCUCAAUUAGGGUUUCUCUGCCUCUGUUUCUGAUCCCCAAAAUUCCUAAUUACUCAUCCAUCGUCUAUCGAUUAAAUUCUUCUUUCCUUUGAAUUUACUUCAAUUUUUCUUUUUUACAAUUCAUUGGUGAAAGAGGAUUGGAACAGUCAUGUUCUAUGGAACGGCAGUGUGGGAUCCAUGGCUUAUUGUUGCACAGAUUGUGUGCUUUCAAUGUCUGUAUUAUUUGACGCUGGGUAUAUUCACGGCAAUUCUCGUUGGAACGCGUGUUUCUCGAAUGAGUCUUGUUUAUUUCUUUGAUUAUGCUACUGUUACUGCUUCCACUGUUACGGGGUGGUGUGUUAUUGCCUCCUUUAUUCUCACUUCACUUGCAGGAGCUGGCUAUUUACUUUAUUUGAUUGAGAGGUCUAAGAAGUGCUUGGAUUUUUCAGCAACAUUCUACAUCAUCCAUCUUUUAAUAUGUAUUAUCUAUGGAGGUUGGCCUUCGUCAAUAACAUGGUGGGUUGUGAAUGUUACCGGGCUUGCGGUGAUGGCGUUAUUAAGUGAAUACUUGUGCAUAAGACGUGAAUUACACGAAAUUCCAAUUUCAAGAUUCCGAUCAAGGUCAGUCAGUGAGGAGAAGGCAAACGAAGACCUGAAUGAACAAAUCCCUUUGUAUCGUUUGGACAAUACGGUUUGAAAGAUCUUUGAGGGUAGGGAGGAAACAUUGCUUUUGUAAAAAAUAGAUUUAUCCAGUAAUAUGUCUUUUUUGGUUUUGUCGCUGAUGCUGUGCUGGAACUCUCCUACAGAUAUAAGGGAUCUAAUUUCAGCAAGUAAUUUUUUGUACUAAGAGGGCGUUUGGAUUGACUUAUUUUUAAGUGUUUUUGGCUUUUAA
This is a messenger RNA of Capsicum annuum, 1046 nucleotides long. RefSeq names its product protein SYS1 homolog. Lineage: Eukaryota; Viridiplantae; Streptophyta; Magnoliopsida; Solanales; Solanaceae. The record is from RefSeq and is a predicted model, not a curated record. Gene Ontology annotation, cellular component: Golgi membrane; trans-Golgi network. The transcript is spliced from 3 exons. Gene Ontology annotation, biological process: Golgi to plasma membrane protein transport; Golgi to endosome transport; protein localization to Golgi apparatus. The coding region runs from base 324 to 851 and encodes 175 amino acids.